CUUGAUCGUUUAGAAUUCCAAAAAUCUGCGGUUGCUGUUGUUAAUGAAUGGUCGAAAACAACAAAGGUUAGAGAUUCUUUUCAAACAGUGGUUUGAACAUAUCCCAGCCGGUAGAAUACAGCUCAAGACGUCAACUCAACGUUCAUCUCAAAACAAAUCAUGGCACAGCCAAUUCCAACUCUACCAUUGUUCACCUCUACGCUAAAGAGGCCGCUGGUGUCAGAUUCAUCUGAGCUGGUCAUUGAACCAAGGAUAAAAAGGCCAAGGGUUAAAGGUCACGAUACGGGUCAAAACGACGAAACAAUGAGAUCUACAAAGAGGGUGGAGGAGAUAGAUUGGACAAGAAAAGUUACAAGAGGUCUAUUAAAACUUGCUGUAUAUUGGAGUCAGACACAUCUCCUAGUUCAUGUUUUUGGUGCAAGGAAUUUGUCUGUAAGAAAGAGCCAAGAUUACAGCUCGUACAUCCAGGUCUCAAUAAUUUCCUCCAACGGAGUAGAAUCAAACAAACAAAGAACAAGGAAGAUUGCAAAUGACCCAAAGCCAGACUUUAAUGACACGCUGACAUUUCACAAAGAUGUCAUGAGAUCUUUUAAGUCGCGCCUUUUUGUUGUUGCAGUAUUCCAGAAACCUGACAGAACUUGUGUCCUUGGUAGUAUGUCUUUUGGGACUGCUAGCUUGCUCAAUGGCAGUAAGGAGGUGAACGGUUGGUACUAUCUUCUAGAUGAAAAGCUCGGACAAGAGAAACACUUACAUGUAGGGUUGAAAGUCAACACGAAGGAGGGAACCCCUGGAGAUAGCAGUAUGGUCAGGCCGAAUAGCAUCCUCCCUUGGAUUUCUCUGCAUUCUUUUGAUAUUAAGAAGGAUUCGGAUAAUAAAUAUGGCUUCACGAUCCUGGACACUUUACCGGUGAAGAUAGGCACAAUCCACAAAGGAAGUGUUGCUGAGAUGUUGGGGCUGAAACCAGGAGAUGUAUUCCUUGAGGUCGGAGGUCAUAGUGUGGCAGGUGUUCGGAGUAUGGUCAUAAUUGAUUUACUCAAGAAAGCGACUGGCUCUAUGCGUGUUCUGCUUCAGCGUAUGAACAACGUACAUCAACUACGCAACCCGCUCCUACAGAAGUCGAUGAAUGGGAAGCCUCCUCUUGCAUCCAAGCACAGUCCCAAACUGAAGAGGAAAGCUCCUCGUGUUGAAGCUUUAAUGUAUAAGAGUAAACCAAUUGUUGAUAGGAGACUUCAGAGGGAGCUCAUAGCAAAAGUAGCAAUGCGUAAUAAAGCUCGUCAGAGUGAAGGUAAAGCAGCAAGUGGAGCACAUUGUAGUUCCACCUAUUCAAAUGCAUCCACCAUAACCUUGGAGUCAAGAAGGCAUUCUGCAACUGGCAGGAGAAGAAGCGGGAAUCAUACACGGAGAAGCGGCGAGUUCAGUAGCAACAGUCUAGAUUGGAGGCGUCUCAGUCAAAAUAGUCAAGAAAUCAUUGAGGCUGACCUGACAGAGGGCAGAGGUGAUCAGGCUUAUCGUCAAUUAGCAGACAAUCACAUCUAUGAGAGCGUGCCGAGGGAAUCAUUUGUUGAUAAUCAAGAUGACACAGUGAUCUCUGAGAUAAGGAUCGGAGAGGAAACAGUUGCCAAUAGGAACAGCACCUCCUCCUGGGAGUCGGAUGUCAUGGCAACUAUCGCUCUUGACGAUCUUAACGCCUUGGAUAGUGUCUUAGAUGACGACUCCUCAGCUCCCAGUACUAAUGAGGAGUUCUUUCCACCAGAAGCACCUGACCUUAUUACAUUUGACAUCGUGACAUCUGACCUCUUGUCUACGAGUCAGCCUGCAAAUCAUACUGCCACUAGCAUGGAUGGUUUCUUCCGUGUACCUACUACAAGUCAAAGUGUUAAGUUCUCUCGACCUAGCAAAAAAGAGAACAGAACUGGAAAAGGAAAAAAAUGCAGAGCCAAAAGUGUUCCAAGAAGGAGACGGUUGCUGGAAACCCGUGACCUUGAUCUAGAUGGAAAGACUGCAGAGACUAUUGAACCAGUCUUCACCCACUUGAAGCAAACUGUUGUCUGGGCUCGGAGCUUAAAGCCUAUUCCUCUGGAUGAUCCCUGGAGGAAGCUCAUCUACACAGGACCCGUCUCCGUCCAGAGUAAGACGAAGAAACUCAAGGAUAUGCUGUUACUUUUGUACAAUGAUGUAUUAAUUUUCGCUAAGGUGGUUGACAGAUCUUACCUGAAAAUAGUCUGUCGCCCUCUUGUGGUCAACAAUAUCAGCAUCAUAAACUUCAAUUCCGAAGGUCGUGAGUUUUCUAUUACGUCUGUCUCCAGUACAGAACCACAUCCUCUUGCCAACCAUGGUCAUACUGUCUCCCUCCGUGCUCCUACCUUCAAACUCAAGACGACUUGGUGUAAGCUUCUUCAAGACAGGGUGAUGGCUGUCAAGUGCGGCUUGGAAAGUACCAGGAUCAGCCUCUUCGAGGUCACAUAA
Messenger RNA from Asterias rubens (European starfish), 2466 nucleotides. RefSeq lists its product as uncharacterized. Gene Ontology annotation, cellular component: plasma membrane; nucleus. NCBI's taxonomy places the organism in Eukaryota, Metazoa, Echinodermata, Asteroidea, Forcipulatida, Asteriidae. The record is from RefSeq and is a predicted model, not a curated record. The transcript is spliced from 17 exons. Gene Ontology annotation, molecular function: protein binding. Gene Ontology annotation, biological process: signal transduction. Bases 160 to 2466 code for a protein of 768 amino acids.